AUGAAGGAGUUUGAAAUGUCAGAUUUAGGUAUUUUGCAAUACUUUCUUGGUCUUCAAGUGAAACAAGUAGAAGAUGGAAUUUUUGUUUCUCAAAUGAAGUAUUCAAAAGAUCUCCUGUUCAAGUUCGAUAUGCUUACUUGUAAAGCAGCUGCCACACCCAUAAAUGCAAAUGUGAAAUUUCAGCUUGACGAUGGCACAGAUCUUGCCGAUCCUAGUCACUACAGAAGCUUUAUUGGAGCUGGGACAGUUGACUCCAGGAUUUGGUACUCCAAAGAUGCACAUUUCAGCUUGACAGGAUACAAUGAUAGUGAUUGGGCAGGAAGUACAUAA
Messenger RNA from Solanum tuberosum (potato), 330 nucleotides. RefSeq lists its product as uncharacterized. The record is from RefSeq and is a predicted model, not a curated record. NCBI's taxonomy places the organism in Eukaryota, Viridiplantae, Streptophyta, Magnoliopsida, Solanales, Solanaceae. The coding region runs from base 1 to 330 and encodes 109 amino acids. The transcript has 2 exons.